GUACAGUGAGCGAGUUCGCGGCCAAACUUUGCAGAGCGGGGAGGCAAGGCAGCAAAAGUUCGCCGGGGAGGCUGAGUCCCGAUCCCGCAUGGUUCCGCUGUCAUGUCCCUCCUGCACCUCCCGUGUGAACUCACAUAUGGACUAAAGACUUCAAAAUGUGUGGAUUGUUGUCUCGCUGAAGUGGAUUUAACCGUGGGGAGAUCCAAAUCACCGCUUCGCUGCUAUCGCUGCACGCUGUCGUAGUUUCAAUGGAUUGUCGUCGCUCUUAUCAUCUACCGGACUGAAAUGCAUUGCUUAACUUGGAGAUAAGUGAAGGGAGCACGAGGAGGACAUGUAGCCUUGUGUCGGCUCUCUUUUCACGCUAUGCAUUCCCCUCGUGACAAGGAACUGGCGCUCUUGACUCGCAAACACCGACUCAUGGCUGCGGCUAUGCCGGGCGAGGAUAGCCCUUUACCGGUCAACACUUCCAGAGCUGACCGCAACGGCCUGGGGGGAUUAUUGGUGCACUGUUUUAUAUGUGGCAGCGGAGUAACGGCAGGGAAGGAGCUGAGGUUACAAGUGACCUAUCAAAAGGAACGCUACCCAUUUUUCCCGUUCCUACAGAACCAGGAGCCAGCUCCCGGUGCGAGUGAGCUGAGCCCGGAGGGUCACGCGCUGGUGUGCGCCGUGUGUCACUGCUUCCUCGCGGAGCAGUGGAACUCCUUCGAGAGGACCAGGACGCCCAUUGAGAAGCGCAUGUACUGGCUGAAGCGACCCUACCAGUGCGACUCUCGCCGGGUCCCGCAGGAGUGGAACAUCUCCUACGAGCUGGAGAGGAGGAUCAGCUCCGGCAGCCACAACUACGAUGGGGGCGCGGAGUCGGACUUCUCAUCCUUCUCUGACAACAUGUCGGAUCAGGAGAUGGAUGUGAUGGACAGGGGCGUUGUGAGUAAGGACAAGUGCUCGAGAGCAGCUGGGAAAUCGCAAAAAGACGCCAGCAGAAAAAAUUGUGUUAAAAAUAGCCCCGAUUCCCCGAGGACGCUCCCCCGGUACACGUUGGGGGUCUACAGUGCGCAGGGCUCACCCAAACCGGAAAGCUUGCCGCCUACCAGACGUGCACCUAAGGUGAUGAAUAAUGUGUGUCAGACAUCAUUUUCUUUGGCCAAGUUCCAGGAUAGCGUCCCCCAGCUGUGCCAUGACAACCACUUCCCGAACGCACCUGUGCCGGACAACGGGGUCAUUAUGCGCAACAGGUCAUGGCUGGAGGACGGGAACGCGAGACACACUGAGCCGCGUCACAUCCAGCCUGGAGCCGACAACAGCUGCGCCUCACCCGCCUAUCCCCACCCCACCUCCGCCAUCAACUCUAAAUGUAAUCGCGGUAUUCCUCGAGGCAACAAUUCGGAUGAGGAUGAGAUUGACAUCACGAGUGAUGAAGAUAGGGACGUGCACAGUCGUAAAAAUGUCAAACGUCGUCGUCCCGCAGGUGACCUUUUGACCAGAAAAGUCGCACAACUGCACCACGCUACAGAGUCAAACCCAGACAGACACGCGUGCUUUAUCUGUGGCACUGAGCUCAGUCCACGUGGGAGUUAUAAAGUCAGCGUUCAAAAGCAGGAGACGGCACAAGGGGAACCUUUCUUUCCCUUCCUGUGGCUGCACAGCCCCCCUCCAGGUGCAUUACCCAUCAAUCCAGCAGGUGUGACUCUGGUGUGCGGAAGCUGUCACGCCUCGCUCAUGCAGCAGUGGCACAACUUCCAACAGGCCGACGUUCCCGUGCUUCAGCGCCUCUACGUCGUCCCGCUCAACCCGUCCGCCGCGUCCCAGCAGGAUAAACCCGCCCAGCUGACGAAGUGCGACACUAAAGCUCCCCGUGACGCCUGUUUCCUCUGCGGCCAGGAGUGCGGCGCCGAUAAAGUAGUGCACGCGCAGGCCGGCGUCGGGAAAUCUCGCGGGGUGAUGUAUUUUCCCUUCAUCAACAUGCUCCCCUGCCCACCCAACGCCCAACCGAUGAGGAACGGGCAUGUGCAUUGCUGCUCACAGUGCCUUUUAAUCCUAGAGGACAUCUGGAGUGCUUAUCGCCUUUGUCUCAACGAGGACCUCAUCACCUCUGUUAGCUCCUUCCUGAUCAGGUAUCAUUCCGUCACGGCCGUUGAAGGGUUCGGACCCGUUCGUUCGCAGACGGGCGUGUCUUCUGAGAGCUCCGUGUCGGUGUGCUACUUGUGCGGAUCGGAGUUAUCGACCGGAUGCGAUUUCCAGCUUCAUGUCAACCCACCUGGACGUUGUGGUGAGAAGGAGCCAUUCUUCCCUUUCCUCACCGUGCACCCGCCAGCUCCCCGAGCCAAGCCGGUUGAUGCCACGGGCCUGGUGUCAGCCUGCGCUCUCUGCUACCAUGACCUGCACACUCAGUGGUCCCGGCAUGAGAGCAGAGGCCUGGGCCCCGCCACGCCCUCUACACCCUCCACCUCUGGCUCUUCCAGCUCUCCUUGGGCUCGCCAGUAUACCUGUGAAGCAUUUGUGUGCUUCUUCUGCAGGCAGGAGCAGCGCAGGCAAGGACGAAUGUGCAUGGUCACGGUGGCGAGGCUCCCCGUCUUCCUCUAUGCGCCACGUAGCGCUCGCACGCUCCUGGUGGAUGAUGGAAGGAGGCUGAUGGUUGGCUCGUGUGUGGAUUGUAAGACCAUGGUGCAGGUGGGCCAGAGCGCACAGCAGGACAGGGAAAGGCUCGGACGCGGGGCCUCAGACGGGGAGAGAGAAGGACCGCAAUUGACCUCGCCGAAGCUUGGACGACAGCCCGACACUGUGACAGGGGAGUCGACUAGAGCCGGUGAGGAGGAAAACUUAAAGACCUCCCAACCUGCAGAUGACCACACUCCUCCCCCUGUGACCUUGGCGCCAGAGAUACCUGAGCCAGUUGACCGCCCAUGUUCCGGUAUGAGCCAUGAGCCAAAGUCACCAUCCUUAGGAAUGAUCUCCACGGCAACCCGUACAACGGCGACGGUCAGCCCUCUCACCCCGUCGCCUCUUAACGGCUCCAUCGUAGCCAAUGGAAGCCCAGCUGCCCAGUCGGCUCAUUCUGGAUUCGCUGCAGCCCUCCGAAAACUGGCAAAACAGGCAGAAGAGCCACGAGCUGCCUCGUCUAUCAGCAGUGAAUCCUCCCCAGUGUCGUCGCCAGCCACCAACCACAGUUCUCCAGUCAGUACGCCCAAAAGGGGUCCUCUCGGUCCAGGGCCUGUUCUGGUUCCCCCAGCAGGCCACAACGUGCCAAACACUCCACCCGUCGUCACCAUUGCUCCAACCAAGACAAGCAACGGCCUCUGGAGGAGCGAGGGACGCCAGGCUGAUUCCGGACCUCGUGGGGCCAGCAGGGAACGGCUGGGUGCCGAGGGGACCCUCCCCCAAGAAAAGGGCCCCUCAGUCCCUGCCCACCUCCUGGGAAACCCGUAUGCUUUUGGUCUCCCCACUGGCGCUGUGAUGCAGGAUUCACGUUUCCAGCCCCUCAACCUUCCUAGACAGUUGCCUAAUGCCGUGCCGCCUGGUCCUGUGCCAGAAGAGUACCUCCGUGGUUUCAGGCCCUAUGCCACAACUGAGGAUGCCCUCCGCAUGCCCUCUUUGCCAUUGGGCCUGGACCCCGCCACUGCAGCUGCCGCCGCUGCCUACUACCAUCCCAGCUACUUGCCCCACCCCUCCUUCACCCCGUACAGGAUGGAUGACCCAUUCUGCCUCACGGCUUUGAGGUCACCUUUCUAUCCACUACCAGCAGGGGGAGCUUUACCCCCCAUCCAUCCGUCUGCAGUUCAUAUGCACUUAUCAGGGGUCCGCUACCCUGGAGACUUCACACACCCUUCACUUUCAGCACUGCAGUCUGAGAGGCUUCAGCUGGAGGAUGAGCUGCGGCAGCGCGAGAGGGAACGAGAACGGGAGCGCGAAAAGGAGCGGGAGCGGGAGGCUGAGAGAGAGAAAGAACGGGAGCGCGAGAGGGAGCGCGAGCUGGAAAGGGAGCGAGAACGGGAGCGAGAAAGGGAACGAGAACGGGAGCGGGAAAGAGAGAGAGAAAGAGAGAGGGAAAAGGAGAGAGAAAGAGAAAAGGAACUGGAAAGGCAAAAGGAGAGAGCGCUGAGAGAGAAAGAGAUUCAAGCCUCCAAGGCUAUGGAGAGCCACUACUUGUCUGAACUCCAUGCCAUGAGAGGGCAGGAGGACCGAAGUAAGCCAGAAAAACUCACCCCUAAUCGGGCUGAUAGAACCAAAGAUCCGCCCCUGCCCGCUCCAAAACCGGUCCCGCCAGGACUCCAUUCUGCAAUGGUACAAUCGCAUCAUACAGUCCCUGGGCUAAUCUCAGGCCACAGCCUCUACAUGGGGCCCAGUGCAGUGGGGACAGGUCUCCCAACCUCCAUAAUCGCUCCCAGGAACAAUGAGGAGGAGAGGUGGUUGGCAAGGCAACGCAAGCUGCGGCAAGAGAAAGCAGAUCGCCAGUACCAGGUGUCGGAAUUCCGCCAGCAGGUCCUGGAACAGCACCUGGACUUAGGACGGAACCCUGAUGCACCGGAACACAGAGCAGACUUGCACAGACCAAAUAACCAUGAACCAGGAAGCCGAGAACUCCAUUCCCAUUUAGGUGCCCCUCCGCCACUCAUCUCCCCCAAACCCUCCCAGCCGCCACGCGAACACCACCCUCCACCUCCCACAACUCUGUGGAACCCAGCAUCUCUAAUAGAGACACCCUCAGAGUCUCGACGCACCCAUGAUCCCUCAGGGAUGGGACACUAUGAGCUCAGUCGGCUACCGUCCGGCCCCUCCAAGUAUGAGGAUGGGGCCAGAAGGAGAGAUAGUGGGGCAAUGGAGAAGUAUUUGCAACCCAGAGGGCCACCUGGCCUACCGGAGCCCAGUACAUUCCUUGCCGAUCUGGAGAAAUCCACCCACUCUUUCUUCAACCAGCAGCGGGCGUCCAUGUCCCUGACCAGCCAGUAUGAAAUGGAAGGAGCAAUCAAAAGCAGUGCUGGACUGAAGAGCCUGCAGGGCCACAAUCGUCACGGACAAGCAGUUGGCAUGUUGUCUGGGUCAGGUGGAGGACAGGUAGCCUCACUGGAAAUGGCGCCAGACACAAUGCUGAUCUAUGACGAGCUUCUUCAACAGCACAGAAGGCCGGUCAGUAAACUGGAUUUGGAGGAGAAGAGGAAGAGGGAAGCCAAGGAGAAAGGUUACUACUAUGAGCUGGAUGACUCAUAUGAUGAAAGUGAUGAGGAGGAGGUGAGGGCACAUCUCAGAAGGGUAGCAGAGCAGCCCCCACUCAAACUUGAUGACUCCACCGAGAAAUUGGACUUCCUGGGAAUGUUCAGCCUAACCACUCUGUGCCGGCGGGAGGAGCUGGUGCAGCAGAAAAGAAGAAAGCGGCGACGAAUGCUCAGGGAGCGUAGUCCCUCACCAGCUGCCUCACAGUCGAAACGCACAGCUCCUCCCCCGCAACUCAGCACGCGCUUCACCCCUGAGGAGAUGGACCGAGCACCAGAGCUGGAGGAAAAGAAGCGCUUCCUCACUAUGUUCAGACUUUCCCAUGUCACCCUUCAGCAGAGAAGAGAUAGUGAAAGGGCAGUGGAGCUGCUUCAAGCAAUUAAAGAGAAGAGUAUAACAUUGGAUACCAUCAGACAUGCCCCUCAUCCGCUGUGCAAAAGCCCCCCAGCGCAACUCUCUGAUUCUGCCUGCUCCCAACCCACCUCAGAAUCAGAAGACCACCACGGUGUCAGGCUGCAUAGCCCCCCCUCACAUUGCCCGCUGUCCCCAUCCCCUAGUGGCAAUUCAAAAACCCUUGGGGACACGCUAAGACCAAAGGAUCCUCCUUCUCCAGCUGUCUACCCAGACAAGGCUCGGGGGCCUACCGAGGGGCCAAUCUCCAGGAGGAGUUCCAGCCUGCUGAACAGCUUGCGGCCCCCGCUCCCUCUACAGGCUAAGGAGGGUGUCCACAGCAUGAAUGGACGCACCAAACCCUGGGACAGCUUCACCCCGGAGGAAUUUGCCCAGCAGUUCCAUGAAUCUGUGCUGCAGUCCACUCAGAAAGCACUGCAAAAACACAAAGGCGGGGCCACCGGGAUGUCCGAAUCUUCUCCCCUGCAGGAGUCCUCUGUGCAUUACAACAUUCCCGAGCUCCAGAGCACCCCUGGGAGGCCGCCUCCGCCGCAUUCCCAGUCACACUCGAACACGCAUCAGUCAGCUCUCGCACUAGCUCACACUCACCCUCAGCCCAACGGGCAACACUUCUCCGCAUCGCUCCACCGCGACGCCUCAGGGACGAGGGAGGACCUGUCUGCCUCAGAGGAGGACGAUGACGAAGAGGAGGAGGGGGAGGAAGAGGCAGCGCCAACUUCCAAGUGGCAAGGGAUUGAAUCCAUAUUUGAAGCCUAUCAGGAAUACGUUGAAGAACAAAGUCUGGAGCGACAAGUAUUGCAGAACCAUUGUCGACGGCUGGAAGCUCAAAACUACAACCUCAGUCUCACUGCUGAACAGCUCUCGCAUACCAUGGGGGAGCUGAUGUCCCAGAGGCAGAAGCUGGCCGUAGAAAGAGAGAAGCUGCAAUCAGAGCUGGAGCACUUCAGGAAGUGUUUGACUCUGCCACAGACGCACUGGCCCAGAGGUGGACAUUACAAAGGCUACUCUCCCAGGUGACACCCCCUCCAAAAAGAAAAGAAAAAAAAGACAUCCGAUGCCCCACCUCCCCUCCCCCAGAUACUUCUCCCCCAGACUGACCAUUGAUUACGCUAAUCCACUGGGCCCUUUGGUGGAGAAGCGAAGGAAGGGCAAGUCGGCGCCACAAGCCUAACGUGUGCCAACGUAGCCACGAAAGGAGAUUGGCGAAGAUGGCGGGACAAGAUGAAGUCCUGCUUCUCUCUCUCUCUCACACACACACACACACACACACACACACACACACACACAUACAUUCUUCUCUUUCUUCUUCUCCGCCACCCAAACAGACAAUCCUGCCAACGAGGGAGAACAGACACUCCGAGAGUCCAAAGGAACGCUCGCAGCCAUUUCAGGAAGUGACGCCAUCGCGGCGGCAGUGCGCGCGUUCCAACUGGACAUGCACUUAAGAAUAAUAGCUGAAGAACUACCUGGUGGUACUGCGUAACAACAAAGACAUAUUUGAAUUUGGACAGAAUGUUGAAAUGCACAUUUUGGGGGAAAUAAUUAACAAAAUGUUUUAUUUCAAAAUAGGACAAUUUGAGAAUAAGAAUUUUAAAAGGUGCUUCAGCCUUAUAUUGUAUAUAAUAUGAAGACUUAAAAGAAUUUUUGUAAGUUUGUUAUUUUAAUCAUUGUUCUUUGAAAAGAAAAGAAGCCUGCCAUUUUUUUUUUAAUGCGUUUAUGCUUUUUGGGGGGGGGGUUUGCAAAAGACGGCCUUGCUUUUAGUGUUUGUACUGCUGCUGGCCAGGACAGCUUAUUCUGACAACACGUUGAAGAGAGGGAGAGUAAACACGGGAUCUUAUCUUCAGCGGCAGCAAGCCGCCACGAGGUGAAGCUUCCUCCGAGGUGCCGACGCUGGCCCUUGCCACCUUUUUAUUCAUAGCACAGCGUGAUGCCCAUUUCAGCUACUCGGCCUACUUAACAAAAUGGUUCCCUCCCACUGGAGUGUGAACACAAACCAGUUUUUGUUACUUGACUGGCUUAGACUUGAUUUUUUAAAAAAUGUUUUCUUCAAUAGACAUGAAGUAAAGCGGCCAGCUGAUAUUGCUGGUUCCUGAAGACUCCUCCUGAACACACAUCCAAUAGCAUCAAGUGACAGGCCUUUGCCAGAUCCAAGCCUUUUUAUCCACAAGCACGAGGGGCUGAGUGCCAAACAAUUUCAAAUUCAAAUGAUUUAGCCAAAAAAAAUAAAUAAAUAAAAAUAAACCAUCCAGGAUGGAAAUAAGCUAAAAAGCCUACAGACUCCCAUCUUAUCCCACAUGCGAUGUCCAAGGAUCAUCCCUAAUAAUCCAAUCCGUUGCCAACAUGUAACAAACUGAAAAUGACACAAACACGGAUCCGUUUACAGCCUCAUCUGUGGCUCGACUCUUGAGACUUGUAGCAACCAAUCACAUUCAUCGAUUUCAAAUUUCAUUGUUUUAAGUCCGUCUCGAAAACGUGCAGAAGGAAAAUCAUCAAAACGGAAGCACAACACCCCCCUUUCUCAUCAUAUGAAUAAGUGCCUCGUUUGUUUUGGACCGCCGUUGAUCAAACUGUAGCUCAAACGUUUCACAUCCGCCCACACUAAAAGUCGGGAGCAUCGCUGCCUGUUUGUUUGAGGGCCAGGUGAGCGUGACAGGGUGGCACAGUACACAGUGUAAAGCCCCGCCUCAUCCACGCACGGCCACGCCAUGGCGCCAUUACUCAGCGAAGGAUGUCUAGAUGCUGUGAAAUCCUGUUUUCAAAAGAAUUGUUUGUUUGAAUCCAUUGUAAUGUAAUAUAUUCUUUGUUGAAUGUAGUAAUUAGGUAUUUAUGAAUAUAUGGCUGUGAUUUCAGACAAAAAAAGAAAAUAAAAUAUUUCAAAAAUGUU
Molecule: messenger RNA, 8500 nt
Organism: Hippocampus comes (tiger tail seahorse)
Lineage: Eukaryota; Metazoa; Chordata; Actinopteri; Syngnathiformes; Syngnathidae
Gene: gse1b
Product: Gse1 coiled-coil protein b
Exons: 17
Coding region: 364-6633 (2089 amino acids)
Source: RefSeq, a predicted model, not a curated record